AUGGACAAGUCACAAGUCGCUUACUCGCCGGACCGGCCCGGUUCCGACAGCCCGACGUCAACCACGCCGCUGCUUGAGCUCGAGUCUCGGAGUGGCGAUGCGGAGAUGACCCGGCGCGUCAACCGCAAGCUGGAUUGGGCCCUCUUGCCGCUUCUCUCGCUCCUCUAUCUGUUCAACGGGUUGGAUCGGGGGAACAUCGGAAAUGCUCAAACUCAAGGUGAUACCCCUGGCACGGCGGUCAGGACGGGCUUUUACCCGACCGCGGUCAUGUACUUGGCUUCGUUCUACUCCCCCUUCGACCUUGCCGUCCGGAUCGGGCUGUUCUUCGGCCAGUACGCGAUUGCCAGCGCGUUUUCCGGAGCACUAUGGCCUGACACGGCGUGGUUCUUGACGCGGAAGGAACGGGCCUUUGCCACACAUCGGAUGAGGCUCGAGCACCCCGGUCAGGGCGAGUUGGGUACGCUCACCAGGAGAGAUGUCGUCGAGACAGCCAAGGACUGGAAGCUGUGGUUUGCGCUAGCCUUUAACAUCUGCGUCAGCGUACCCGCGAGUGCCUUCUCCGUGUUUCUUCCUUUGGUGGUGCAGGGGAUGGGGUACCGGGCCAUCGAGGCCAACCUGAUGUCGGUCCCCCCAGCCGUGUGCGGCGCAAUCGGCCUGUACCUGUUCGCAUCAAGCUCGGAUCGGCACAGGGAGCGGGGCUACCACAUCGCCGCUGCCAUCGUCAUCACCCUGGCUGGGCUCGUCGGCGUGGCUGUUCGUCCGCAGUGGUGGUGGCAGCCUCGGCUCCAUUGCUGGGCGGUUGGGGCCCCGGAGUCGAGCCGGGUGGCAUGGCUUAAACUCAUCUGCCGCGACGACAUCGUGAAGUCGGUCGAUCCGUUCGAUAAUCCCCUCCCCCAGCGAACCCGAUGCCAGAACAUGCCGAGGCCGCCGAAUCCAUCUGCGAACCUGGACCUCUCAUCGACCUCGGCGGCGUCGCCGCUCCAUCGCCUGCCCGUCAAUCCCCGCAGGAAGAAGGUCGCGCCAGACGAGCGGAAGCGCGUGGCCACGGCCUGCAAUAGCUGCAAUGUGCGCCGCAUCAAGUGUAGCGGCGAGCGCCCGUGCCGCCAGUGCACGAGCGCCCAGCGUGACUGCUUGUACCCGGAGCCCGUCGAGAGGGUAACCAUCCCGCGGGCCGAGCUGGAGUCGCUGCGGCGUCGGUGCGCGUCGCUCGAGCGCCAAAUGGCCGCGACGGAGCGCGGUGACCGCCGGCGGGAAGCCCCGCACCAGGUCGGCUCGCCCUCGGUCUCAUCCCGCACGGACACAGCCGACUCGCUGUCUCUCGAUGGCGAUACGCAACACACCAUCCGGCCCGGCGGCAUCGACGGCCGAAUGCUAGCUGACCCUGCCGGUACCACCCGCUAUCUCGGGGAGACGUCUGGGGCGACCUUUCUCGACACGCUCAAGGAGCUGAUCACGACGGCCACGCCCCUGGCGCAGGUGCUCGACGGCGACCCCGGAGAGACCCUCGCCGGCACCGCAUUCCUCGGCUCCGUGGGCCAGUACCAGACGCACGAUUCGCGCCCAAUGGUGUUGCCUACCAACAUUGACCCGCUCGCACUUCCUCCCGAGGAUGACAUGAUCGUCGCCUUGAGGCAGGCCCGCUACUUCAUCCAGGACGGCGAUGGCGCUUUCCCCAGCGGCGGCAUCAUGUUCUGGCCGUUCGAGGACAUCCAGAGCAUCGUCGCGCUCGCGUCCCUCCCCGGAAUGCAGGGUCCGGGUGGUCUGACGCGCCCCGGCCCUCACCACCGCGCCUUGGCCCUGUACCACACCGCCUUUGCCAUGGCCCGCCUGCUGAACCUGCGAGACCCCGGCUCCGCCGUCGAUGGCCAGCUGGGCGAAGACUCCUUUGCGAGGGCCCGCUCGCUUCAAGGCAACCUCCUGGACCGCACCACAUACACCAUAAGCGACAUCGCCGUGCUAGCCCUGAUGGCCUUGUAUCUGAUCGAGAACAACCGUCGAGACGCCGCCUACAUGGCUAUCAGCAAUGCCAUGGCCAUCAGCGUCAUGCACGGCCUCCACAAGGGUGGCUCUGGUAACGAGGUUGGCGUCCGGACAUUCUGGACCGUCUACGUUCUCGAUAGGUGGCUGGGCUGUGUCAUGGGCCGGCCGCCCACGACCCCAGACGACGCCAUCACGCUUCCGCUUCCCCGUGAAUGCCCCAGCUACCGCGAGGCCGGUUUGCCGGACCUGCUAACCAACGCCACCGUCCGCGUCGGCAAGGCGCUAGAGAUGCUCCGGAAGUGGCGGGAGAGCCUACCCGCCUCGCUUCGGCUCCCGUCGGAUCCUCUGACGCUCAUACCUGUCGAUCUGUUUACGCAGGCCGCUUCGUUCGGACAAGGUCCGGCCAGCCUGCUAACGGGCGCAGCUAGUUUCGGACAGGACCGAGCCUGCUGGGCGCUGCACAUGAGCUACAACCAGUUGGUUAUCCUUGCGGUGCGUCCGGCGAUGCUGAUGGCGGUGUGGAAGGCUGUUGCCAGCAUCGUAUGCAUCCACCAGCCCUUUGACAUCGAGAUUAUGCACUCGCAGAUUGAGCCGAUCCGCGCCUGUAGCGAUGCCGCCCGCCGCAACCUGCGGCUCGGUCGGCUCAUGUGUCUACACAGUCCGCGACAGAAACUGUUACUGGGGGACCUUCAUAAUAUCUUCAACGCCGCCAUUGUGCUCACAAUGCACCAGAUGGUCUUUGUGAACCUCCGAACGCAGGACCUGGACGAUGUUGGGUGGGCCAGCGAGGUGUUUGAGACGGAAGCCAAGACGGGCAAUGAGUAUGCCAAGGACUGUGCGCGCGUCUUACAGGACCUGAAAUACCUCGCGCAGCAGCUGCGGAACCCGAUCCACGACCCAGACACGAAGCAUGUUCUUAUGUCGGGCGAAGGUGCCCUCCGCGACCUGCUGGCCGACGACGUGGCGGGGGCGGACAUGAUGGACGAGGGUACCGAGAAUGCAGCGGCCCCUAAUGGGGACCGGGACUCGCCGAGGAACCAGGCAAACCGCGGCGGGCUGUACCAGGGGGUGGCAGACAUCUACCAGACACUGUCGUGCUGGUGGCACGCGGACUACAUGCAGUUCUACAAUACCUUUCUUUCCUAG
Chaetomium fimeti is the source of this 3126-nucleotide messenger RNA. RefSeq lists its product as uncharacterized. Gene Ontology annotation, molecular function: RNA polymerase II cis-regulatory region sequence-specific DNA binding; DNA-binding transcription factor activity, RNA polymerase II-specific; zinc ion binding. Gene Ontology annotation, biological process: positive regulation of transcription from RNA polymerase II promoter by galactose; DNA-templated transcription. The transcript is spliced from 11 exons. Gene Ontology annotation, cellular component: nucleus. Lineage: Eukaryota; Fungi; Ascomycota; Sordariomycetes; Sordariales; Chaetomiaceae. Bases 1 to 3126 code for a protein of 1041 amino acids. The record is from RefSeq and is a predicted model, not a curated record.